AUGCCAAUAGAUCCUGAUUACUUGAAAGCCAGUAACGGUAGUGGCGAGGCUGUCCAAGCUAUUCUCGUAACCGAUCGUUCGGUCGGCAACUCCGAGUUCAACGUGGACUCAGUUCUUAACUGGCCAGCGAAGUUUAUAGCUACAGUAGGUACGCUUGACGCUAGCACUGGUACUCUCGACCCUAACACUAUCACAGUAUUUUUCGGUAGUCUUAGUGGUAGCUACAUCGAAAUAGAUAGUUUUGCACCUGGCUAUUCAGACACUGGCAAUACUCAGGAUCAGAUUAUAGUCCUAAAACCCACUACAGCAUGGUCUGAUGGCAUAGCUGAAACUAUACAAGCUAGCGGUAGUGGCGAUAUGUCGGCCGCUGUUUAUGACCCAACCAAUGUAGCUAGUGAUGCUUUCGACCAAGACAACAUGGCAGACGGUACAACCAACAAGAAUUACACAGCUACCGAACAGAGUAAGCUGGCCGGCAUUGAGGAUCUGGCAGACGUAACAGACACGACUAAUGUUACCGCCGCUGGUGCAUUGAUGGAUUCAGAACUUGCAAGUAUUGCUGACGUUAAAGCCCUAGACCAGAGCGUAAUAAGUGGUGCAUCUCCUGUAUUCGCUACAACUAAUAUGACAGAGGGUACAGACAAGAACUUUGUAACAGAUGCCGAGGCUACUAUAAUCGGUAACACAUCAGGGACAAACACUGGCGACCAAGACAUCUCGGGGAUCGCUACAAAUGCUAGUGCGAUAGCACUCAGGCAAUUAAUAUUAGCUGAGGGUGCUUUUGUAGAUGGCGAUAAGACAAAGCUCGAUGGCAUAGAGGAUGGUGCAGACAUUACUGACACUACCAACGUCACGAGUGCAGGGGCGUUAAUGGAUAGCGAGGUGACUAACCUUGCUCAAGUUAAGGCUUUCAGUUCUGCUGACUACGCUACGGCAGCUCAGGGCGCUUUGGCUGACUCUGCUACACAACCAGGCGACCUAGCCACUGUAGCCACUACUGGAGCAUACAGUGACCUGUCAGGUACUCCAACCAUCCCAACGUCCGUAGACCAGCUUAACCCUAGCCAAACAAGUAAUGCUGGUAAAUUCCUCAAGACCGAUGGCACAAACGCCACGUGGGAGUCUAUUCCUGGUGGCGGUGAUAUGCUUAUUGCUACCUAUGACCCCGCAGGUGUUUCAGAGCAAUUAGUCGGAUUGACGGCUACCCAGACCCUCACCAACAAAACCAUCAAUGCCAACAACAACACCAUCACAAACCUUGCCCACGGUGCCGAAGUUGAUGAUCCCUCCAGCGGUGUUCACGGUGUCUCUGGUUCUGUUGUUGGUACCAGUGACACGCAGACGCUGACGAACAAAACCCUGACUGCGCCAGUCCUAAACACAAGCAUAAGCGGUACAGCGUUCCUCGAUGAAGAUAACAUGGCGAGUGAUUCAGCUACGAAGGUAGCAUCACAGCAAUCUAUCAAAGCCUAUGUAGAUGCUGCGAUAACAGCCGCAAAAUCAGCAUUAUAUCCUGUUGGCUCAUAUUAUAUCAACGAAACAGACUCAACAAACCCAGCGACCUUGCUUGGUUUCGGUACUUGGUCUGCUGUAACUGACGUAUUCCUAGUCGGUCAUGGUUCAACUUAUACUACUACUGGCGGUUCAGCGACUGCAACUUUAGUUGCGAAUAAUAUACCAUCGUUGACACUUAAUGGUAUUACUACCUAUAAGAACGGUUCUUCAGACACAGCAAAUCGAAUAUCGGGCAACAAUACAGGUGGUUCAGGAGUUUCCACUAACGGAAGUGUUACUCCAAGUUACACUAAUGGCUCUCCCACGGCAGUCGAUACAAUUCCACCAUAUCAAGCGACAUACAUAUGGAUAAGGACAGCAUAA
Molecule: messenger RNA, 1878 nt
Organism: Sycon ciliatum
Lineage: Eukaryota; Metazoa; Porifera; Calcarea; Leucosolenida; Sycettidae
Product: mucin-19-like
Exons: 1
Coding region: 1-1878 (625 amino acids)
Source: RefSeq, a predicted model, not a curated record